Messenger RNA from Aspergillus japonicus CBS 114.51, 739 nucleotides. RefSeq lists its product as uncharacterized. The coding region runs from base 379 to 642 and encodes 87 amino acids. Lineage: Eukaryota; Fungi; Ascomycota; Eurotiomycetes; Eurotiales; Aspergillaceae. The record is from RefSeq and is a predicted model, not a curated record. The transcript has a single exon.
AUAGUUGUACUCAUCGUCGCCGAUCUCAUUGUGCGUUCCCGACUGCUGCCGGUGCGCUGAGAUGCAUCCAACCAGACUUCGUAUUAAGUUGCAUCCUCUUCUCCACGCGUCGCCGCCUGGCUUUCGGGAACAUACCCUUUGACGAAUGGCAUCGGGGAAGAAAUUCUCCACGAACAUGACCGAAAGAGAAAAAAAGCAAGAAAGGAGAAUUCAAACGUUCUGACGUGGGGCGUUCGACGUGUCCAUGUUCCACGCAAUGGACACAAAUCAUCCUAAAUUAACUCCCGCCCUAAUAAAAAUGUUUAGUGUAAGGGAAGAGCCGAAUGACUAUUGUCAGCUUCGUCGAAUACUAAUGGCGGAGAAUUGAAUGGCAAAGCUAUGUUGAACCACUAUUCCAACCCAGGCGACUUUGUCCAGCGCUUAAACUGGACAAAUUCACCUCCUAGAAGGCCAGAAAGUAUUAAGGAUUCCCCUUUGGGUAGAAUCCUACGCAGGCCUCGCAGAUUAAGGGAGCAAUAUUCUCAUGGUUUAGCUCUGUUUCUUCUCAUGCUCCUCCACCGGGCCCGAACGUCGUCGCCAGUCGGAGCCGAUGGCCGACCGACAGAACGCAGGAUCCCAGCCCAAAGAGACAAGAUCGAAUAAUCCUUGACGCCCCAAUUCUUCUUAGCAGCGGUGCUGCUGGAGUUAAUAUCAUACUACAGUUACAUCCAUUCAGCCACAGUCGAUAAUAGGAAGGAGU